UGUGCAGCUUUGCAGCAAAUGCACAGCGCCGUAGAGUGUCAGUUGCAGUAGAAAUUCGAUACUAUUCACCUCGCCCAGUAUCCUAUCUCGUGAAAGAUGACGACUUGGGGAGGCAUGAAAAUGGGCUCCAAGCCUGGACAAAAAGGAGAGAAACAAGCACCGAUACGCUUCACGGACACACUAACGGCUGCCCUAGCGAACCGAAAGAACAAGUACAAAGACGUGUCGAAGGAUCUCAACAGUCUGAUCAACCGCGAAGAGCUCGACGACGAGAUCUUUGUGCCGAACUACAACAUACGCAAGAUCAAGGCGAUGAUUGCGCGCGUCGUCAAGCAGCAGUUUGUCGUGCGCAACGAGGACGGCGACCUGCUCACGUGGGUGUACAAUCCGGAGAAAAACCUCGAGAUGAGCCAAUCGAUCGCGAAGGCGGUAAAGGAUCGGCUGCGCAAUCUCGCGCUGCCCCGCUACCGGAUCGUGUGCUUCUGCUCGAUCGUGGAGAAGCAGCUGCAGGGCCUGCACUACAAGAUGAAGUACAUUCUCGACCCGUACAUGGACAACUACGUGCAGCACGUGCACGAUGGGGCCAUCUUCUGGAUCAUCACGACCGCUUUUCUCGUGCACAAAGACUAAACAAACGCGUUGCACAAGAGGUGGUUACAAGCAUAUCAGGUUUCUACUUACAUUCGAGCACUCAAAGUACAGGAUGAUGUCGACCGGCGCGAUAAACUUCUCAAACUCCGGUCCCUGGGCAGGUUCACGUGGAUAGCUGAGAAUUAAUAGUAAAAAGGUGCAGUGUCAGGUUUCGCUGUCCUUUUAAAGUCCUUGCCCCACUUCGACUACUCACCCAUCGAUCAGAUAGCCGACGGUACCGUUCAGCGCCUUCACCAUGGCAGCCUCCAGCAGCUUCAGCACCGUCUCGUUCGGCACCAGAAUGCCCUGCCGCAUCAUGUCCUGCAGCUCCUUGCCCUUGUCCGAGCCGGACGCGACCUCAUCGCGCAGCAGAUCGCCGGUGCUGAAGUGCGAGAAGUUGUACUUGGCGACGAUCUUCGCACACUGCGUACCCUUGCCACAGCCCGGGCCACCCAGGACCCAGAUGAUCGGUACGUUGGCUUCACGCAUCUAAACAGGUUGUGAAAAUUAAAGGAAAAGAAAAACACACAAAAAUGCAACAAAUUUUAGAAACAAAUUUAAAUAGUAACCAUUUGGAGUGGAUUAGUUUAUAGAUCGAAAAAGGAAAAACAAGCCAUUACGUAGAGGACUGAGGCUGACUGAGCGGUACACGAGUGUUGCUUUCAAGCGCACCUGCCCGAGGCCGAUCAUUAGGUUAAGGUUUUGGGGCAUAAGAGAAGAAAGCAAAAGCACUGGGCGGGAAGUGGUAAGAGCAGAUACAAACGGCCUUGAGGUGUAACUUACGUGGCCAGUCGAGACGCCACCAGCGUUCGGUACCUGUACCGCCGGUGAGCUGCCUCCGGAUGGUGGCGUGGACGUACUAGCCUUCUCCUUUGCCUUGGAUUCUUGCUCCAGCGCCAUCUGAUGGCACAUGAAUAACUACACCGCGCAGCACAAUGCGCAUGAACGGGACAGUACAAUGAACGGGAGGAUCAAUUAAACCAGCAUGACAUGAUGGAGAUGAAGAAGGGAUCAAGAACAGGAAUUGGAGGUCACGCAUUACCUAAUUGCUAAACUAAUGAUAUCUCCCGCCUUUAGCGUCACCCAUCCCAUCGAUCGAGGGAGUGAUCUACUCAACAACAACAACAAUCAAAAUAAAUUUGGUCUAUUUUCAACACAUUUCCAA
Molecule: messenger RNA, 1795 nt
Organism: Anopheles gambiae (African malaria mosquito)
Lineage: Eukaryota; Metazoa; Arthropoda; Insecta; Diptera; Culicidae
Product: dynein light chain Tctex-type protein 2B
Exons: 2
Coding region: 97-630 (177 amino acids)
Biological process (GO): microtubule-based movement
Cellular component (GO): cytoplasm; cytoplasmic dynein complex
Molecular function (GO): dynein intermediate chain binding
Source: RefSeq, a predicted model, not a curated record